AUGUAUAUAUAUACAACUAGAAAAUAGGGUUCCGGCAAUAUGUAUUCAGCGUCAUCAAACUUACGCCUUCUUUUCACACCUCCGUUAUUCUCCUCUUCUUUAAAACCCAAACACUCCCUUCAUUCUUCUUCUUCUUUUUUCACUUGCCUUUCAAGAAAACCCUCACAAUCACAAUCAUCAAAAAAAUCUUUUAAAGAUUCUAAUAAUAAUAAAUCUUCCAGUUCUUUGAAACAACAGAGUGAAAACACAUCGUUAUCAUCAAUGAGGAAAAAUAGAGAAGAUAAUAAUAAUAACGGAGAUGUUGAAAUUGGUGCCAGUUUUAAUAAGGGAAGGGCAGAAGGCAGAGAUAAAAGUAGUAGGCCCAAAGACCUUAAACUCAAAGUUAGAAAACUCAAUCCCAUUAAUACGAUUUCCUAUCUUCAGAUUUUAGGAACUGGGAUGGAUACUCAAGAUACAUCCCCAUCAGUUUUACUCUUUUUUGAUAAGCAGAGAUUUAUAUUCAAUGCCGGAGAAGGACUGCAACGAUUUUGCACAGAGCAUAGGAUCAAGUUAUCAAAGAUUGAUCACAUAUUCCUUUCGCGUGUCUGCUCUGAAACUGCUGGUGGACUACCAGGUCUGUUAUUGACAUUGGCUGGCACUGGUGAACAAGGGAUAUCUGUAAAUGUAUGGGGACCGUCAGAGUUUAAGUAUUUAGUGGAUGCAAUGAAAUGUUUUGUUCCAAAUGCAGCCAUGGUUCACUCACGAUGCUUUGGCCCAUCAUCCAAAUCUGAUAAGGUUUCUGUGGAUAAUUCUGGGAAAGUUGAUGAUCAACUCAAACUUAUUGAUGAUGAAGUUGUAAAGAUAUCAGCUGUCUUGUUGCGUCCAGAAACCAAUGGUCUCAAGGAAGACGAGUCUGCAUUCAAGUCUAGUGAUAUUUCCGUUUUGUACAUUUGUGAGUUGCCUGAAAUUAGGGGUAAAUUUGACCUUGAAAAGGCCCGAGCCUUGGGGUUAAGACCCGGACCCAAAUAUCGUGAACUACAAGAAGGAAUCUCAGUGAAAUCAGAUUUGAAAAACAUCAUGGUUCACCCAGAUGAUGUACUUGGACCUUCUGUUCCUGGGCCUAUUGUUCUCCUUGUAGAUUGCCCCACCCAGUCUCAUUUCCGAGAGUUAUCGUCUACGCCAUCUCUAGAGACCUACUAUGCUGAUAUUCCCAUGGAGAAACACAAAGUUGUCAAUUGUGUAAUUCAUUUAAGUCCACAAUUCGUUGUAAACUCUAGUGAUUAUCAGAAGUGGAUGUCAAGGUUUGGUGAGGCAGAACAUAUUAUGGCGGGACAUCAGAUGAGGAAUAUUGAGAUUCCAAUUCUAAAAUCUAGUGCGAGAGUUGCCGCCCGACUUAACUACUUAUGUCCCCAGUUCUUCCCAGCUCCAGGAUUUUGGUCUCUUCCACAAUCAGAUCAUUCAGCUGAGGAUACUGGGUUGAAGCUUUCCAAGACUAUUUCUGCUGAAAAUCUCCUUAAGUUCCAUUUGCGCCCAGUUGCACACCUUGGAUUGGACAGAUCUGGUAUACCAACGAAAGCGGGCCGUAAUGAAAUCAUAGAGGACUUACUUACAGAGAUUCCAGAGAUAUCAGAUGCUGCUCAACAAGUUGCUCAUCUUUGGAAAGGUGAAGAAGAUGCAGGGGAGGGGGUAACCUCUGUUGAAGGUGAUGGGAAAAUCACUGAAGAACCUUGGUUAAAUCAAAACAUUCUUCCCAGCUGUUUGGAGGAUGUUACAAGAGAAGAUGUUGAGAUUGUCCUUCUAGGAACGGGUUCAUCUCAACCUUCCAAGUAUCGCAAUGUUAGCUCUAUCUUCAUCAAUCUUUUUUCAAAGGGUAGUUUACUACUAGAUUGUGGGGAAGGAACAUUGGGACAGCUUAAAAGAAGAUAUGGUAUUCAAGGGGCAGAUGAUGCAGUUAGAGGUUUAAAAUGUAUUUGGAUUUCACAUAUCCAUGCAGAUCACCACACGGGAUUAGUAAGACUACUCGCUCUCAGACGAGAUUUGCUAAAAGGGCUGCCACAUGAUCCUUUAAUAGUUAUUGGUCCUAGGCAACUCAAAAGAUUUCUAGAUGCGUACGAAAGACUUGAAGAGUUAGAUAUGCAGUUUCUUGAUUGUAGGCAUACAACAGAAUCUUCGUUAGCUUCUUUUGGAUCAAAUUAUAACCAGUCAAAUAAUAUUGAAUCCCCAAGUGAAAACAAAGUUGAUUCUACUUUAUUUGCCAAAGGAAGUCAGAUGCAGAGCCACUGGAAAAGACCAGGUAGUCCCGUGGAUAGUAGCAUAGUGUACCCGAUUGUCAAGAACUUGAAGGAUGUGCUCGCAGAUGCAGGUUUAGAUGGUGUCGUCAGUUUUCCAGUUGUCCAUUGCCCUCAAGCUUUUGGAGUCGUUUUGAAGGGUUCAGAUAGAAUCUCUAGUGAUGGUAGAGUGAUACCUGGGUGGAAGAUUGUUUAUUCUGGUGACACUAGGCCGUGUCCCCAACUAGUAGAAGCUUCUCAAGGAGCGACAGUUCUCAUACAUGAGGCAACUUUUGAGGAUGCGUUAGUGGAAGAAGCAAUAGCAAGAAACCACAGCACAACAGAAGAAGCCAUUGAAGUGGGAAACUCCGCAGGAGCAUAUCGCAUCGUCCUUACCCAUUUCAGUCAGAGAUAUCCUAAAAUUCCAGUGCUUGAUGAAAGUUAUAUGCGUAAAACAUGCAUUGCUUUUGACAUGAUGAGCAUUAACUUUGCAGAUCUACAUGUGCUUCCAAGAGUGCUUCCUUACCUUAAACUACUUUUCAAAAACGAAAUGAUUGUCGACGAAUCUGAUGAUGUUGAAGAUGCUGUUACUUUGGCGGCUUAGAUUCUUUAAUUUUUUUUUUAGUAUACAGCAUUUAUUGAUUCUUUUCAUUGCCCUCUUAUUUUUGAUUACAUUCAUAAGAAUGAGUUUUGUAUAGUUGGAGAAUCAAUUUUAACUUUGUAGUUUUUAAUGCCCACAUGAUUAAUACAAUCGUGAUAUUUUUGCUGCGAAA
Molecule: messenger RNA, 3019 nt
Organism: Erigeron canadensis
Lineage: Eukaryota; Viridiplantae; Streptophyta; Magnoliopsida; Asterales; Asteraceae
Product: tRNase Z TRZ3, mitochondrial
Exons: 12
Coding region: 40-2850 (936 amino acids)
Biological process (GO): mitochondrial tRNA 3'-end processing
Cellular component (GO): mitochondrion
Molecular function (GO): 3'-tRNA processing endoribonuclease activity
Source: RefSeq, a predicted model, not a curated record